UGUGUUCUUUCUUUUCUAACAGUGGGCCACUAUACGGAUUGAAAAAGGUGUCAAAAAGCCACAGCCACAGAUGCUGAAGAUUCCUGCUGCUAAUGGUAUCAUUGAAAGAGAUGAAACACCUAUGGAGAAAGAAAUUGCGAGUCUACAUCGAAUGGAGUUCCAAUUCUCCGACAUAUUCUAUUUCUGCAGAAAAGGGUUUGAGGCCAUUGUGGAAGAUGAAGUCACUCAGAGGUUUUCCUCUGAAGAGCUGGUCUCCUGGAAUCUCCUCACAAGGACUAAUGUCAACUUCCACUAUGUCAGCCUGAGGCUUACUGUUGUGUGGGUCAUUGGGGUUAUAGUGCGGUACUGCUUCCUUCUGCCACUCCGCUUUACUCUCGCUGCCAUUGGGAUUACCUCAAUGAUUGUGGGGACAACAGUGGUAGGACAGUUGCCGAACAGCAGUCUGAAAAACUAUCUGAGUGAAGUGGUGCACCUCACAUGCUCCCGGAUCCUUGUGAGAGCUCUGUCUGGAACUAUCCAUUACCAUAACAAGGAGAACAAACCUCAGAAAGGAGGCAUUUGCGUUGCCAACCACACAUCACCGAUAGAUGCGAUCAUUUUGACCAACGAUGGAUGCUAUGCAAUGGUUGGCCAAGUUCACGGUGGAUUGAUGGGAGUUAUUCAAAGAGCCACCGUGAAGGCCUGUCCUCACGUCUGGUUUGAGCGCUCGGAAAUUAAAGACCGCCAUCUAGUGACAAAAAGACUCAGGGAACAUGUGGCAGAUAAGAACAAGCUUCCAAUCUUAAUUUUCCCAGAAGGCACCUGUAUAAACAAUACGUCUGUGAUGAUGUUCAAGAAGGGCAGCUUUGAAAUAGGAGGGACAAUCUAUCCUGUUGCAAUCAAGUAUGAUCCUCAGUUUGGAGAUGCAUUCUGGAACAGCAGCAAAUACAACAUUGUCAGCUACCUGCUGCGAAUAAUGACCAGCUGGGCCAUUGUUUGCCAUGUGUGGUACAUGCCACCAAUGGUUAGAAAGGAUGGAGAAGACGCUGUUCAGUUUGCCAACCGAGUGAGGUCAGCCAUUGCUCGCCAAGGGGGACUGACUGAACUUCCCUGGGAUGGAGGUCUGAAGCGAGCAAAAGUCAAAGAUAGUUUCAAGGAAGAACAACAGAAAAACUACAGCAAGAUGUUAGUGAGAAAUGGAUCACAAGGAAGUCUGUCUGCAGGAACAGAGUCAGACUGAAAGGUGGUUCUUAUAAACAAGUAUUAUGCAACCAGCCUUAGCAGGAAUAGUGUUUUUCUUUUUUAAUUAACACAAAAACAAAGCAACAAAAUCCCUUUUGUGUAUGCAUAUUCUCUGUAUGGCUGGUGCAGAGUCUGCUAACAGCAGUGUCUCCUUAUCUCUUUUCACUUCCUUGUUCCUCUGAAUUUUUGUGCAAUAAGGCACUGUAAGUCCUUGUAUUCUCCUGCAGAACAUGUGAAAAAGACUAAAGGGGUUAAAAAAAAAAAA
This is a messenger RNA of Meleagris gallopavo (turkey), 1486 nucleotides long. NCBI's taxonomy places the organism in Eukaryota, Metazoa, Chordata, Aves, Galliformes, Phasianidae. The record is from RefSeq and is a predicted model, not a curated record.